Molecule: messenger RNA, 1885 nt
Organism: Pseudoliparis swirei
Lineage: Eukaryota; Metazoa; Chordata; Actinopteri; Perciformes; Liparidae
Gene: pla2g3
Product: phospholipase A2 group III
Exons: 6
Coding region: 61-1206 (381 amino acids)
Biological process (GO): arachidonate secretion; phospholipid metabolic process
Molecular function (GO): A2-type glycerophospholipase activity
Source: RefSeq, a predicted model, not a curated record
GUCUUGACGUCCUCGGGGAGUGAGACAGGUGACACAGGUGUCCCGAGCUCUGCAGCCACCAUGACGCACGUCGCUGCCCUCCUCUGCCUCGUGUUGCUGCCGUGGCCCGCGAGCCGGGCAGCAGCCGGAAGCUCCUCGGUCCUCUGCAUCCGGAGCGCGCCGUCACCAAACGGAGACGCCCACCUCACCUUCCUCCGGCGCGCCCCUCCGUCCCCGCGACUCUACCACGGCGCGUGGUCCCGGGAGCGCGCUCUGCUCCACUGCGCGUGGAGCGACGACGCGGCGGUGAUCCGCGACUAUGUCUCCGCGUGCCGGGAGCGCGCGCACGAGUUCUCCAAACAUUCGGAUGAAGCCGUGGAGUCCGUGUUGUCGGCGGCGGAGGAGGAGCUGUGCGUGCCCGUGGGCGGCGCGCGCACUGCGGGUGAGAGGCCGGAGAGGAGCGAGGAUCAUAAAGGUCGCCCCGGAAGGUCAGAGGUCAAGACUUGUCCGCGCGUAAAGCGCGCGCUCACGAUACCCGGGACUCUGUGGUGCGGCUCUGGCAACAAUGCGCCGUCAUAUGCAGAUCUGGGAGUCUUUGCCGACACCGACCGCUGCUGCCGGGAACACGACCACUGCCAGCACAGCAUCCCGUCCUUCAGCUCCCAGUUCGGAGUCUUCAACAGGAACAUCUUCGCCAUGUCUCACUGCGACUGCGACGACAAGUUCCGCGUCUGUCUGCAGGCGGCGGGCGGCCGGGUCUCAGCGGUGGUGGGCUACAUGUUCUUCAACCUGCUGAAGGUGCCCUGCUUCCUCCUCUCCUCCCGACUCCAGUGCACCGAGAGGAACUGGUUUGGCAUACUCGUCCAGACUCUGUCCAAACAGAGCCGGCUGACCGAAGUGCAGACGGUUCUUCUGGGCCGCGUUUCUCAAUCCUGCUUCGUGCCACGAGACUGCACAGUGGGCAAAAUCUGUACAGCGGACCUGGUGCGGGCAGAGCUUCCUCUGGAGGACCGGACGAGCAGAGCCGACGCGGAGCAGCAGCGCCCUCUGCUGGCCGGCCAGCAGGAGGCAGGCAGGGCGGACAGGAGAGACGGAGCCGUCCGGCUCCACCGGCUGUGUCUCAGGCUGCUCCGCCACAACCGGACCAGAACGCGGGGUCAGGGGUCACGUGGGUCGGCUGUGAGGACGAGGAACAUCACGGAGGGGCCAAGUGAUGGAUCUCACUGAGAGGACCCGAUGUUAUUCCAGACCUGGAUCUCCUCCUCUUCCUCCUCCUCCCCCUCCUCUUCCUCCCCCGUGGUGACGAGGGUCUCCGGCCUCAGCAAGGCGGAGUUCCUGGAGUGCGUGCGUGCUGUCUCCUAGUCUCCUAGUCUCCAUCUCUGUCUCCUAGUCUCCAUCUCUGUCUCCUAGUCUCCAUCUCUGUCUCCUAGUCUCCAUCUCUGUCUCCUAGUCUCCAUCUCUGUCUCCAUCUCUGUCUCCAUCUCUGUCUCCUAGUCUCCAUCUCUGUCUCCUAGUCUCCUAGUCUCCAUCUCUGUCUCCAUCUCUGUCUCCUAGUCUCCAUCUCUGUCUCCUAGUCUCCAUCUCUGUCUCCUAGUCUCUGAUUCUCCGUGUCCUGACUGAAGGCCUGAGAUCAUUUCCUGUCCGCUACCUGCUCGCUAUACAUUCGUCUGAUUAAUUAUUAAUUAUCUAAUUAAUUAUUGUCCGACGCCACUCUGUAAAGAUCUCUGUGUUUUCCAGUCGUCGCGAUUUUAUAAAAGCUGCUGAAAAGAAUACAUGAGGACGAGGUCGGGAUGUUUUCUACUGAGCGUCGGCGAGGGACCUUCAGGUCCUGCCGACUUUACUACGAACCAGACUCAUAUUUAGAGAUAUGGAAAGACCUGGACAAAUAAAAAAUUUCCUUUCCUUG